AUGGUCCUGAACGGCACCAUGAAUAUCCAAUAUUGGCAAGUCUCGUGGGAGCUCUUCAUCUCUGGCAUUCCGAUUCUAUCUGCUUUGAUCUCUAUGGUGGUGCAAGUGUUCUACGCAUGGCGAAUGUGGCUCUUGUCAAAUAGGAAACUGCUUAUCCUCGCCGGUAUUGUCGUUAUUCUCGCUCUCGGCCAGUUUGUCUGCGGAUGCAUCGCGGCUAUGGCGAUCACAAAUUCUAACCCCUUAGUCCCUUACUACUCGGCGGACACACCCAUAUCAUUUGCUCCAAUUAUGGGCUGGCUGGGGGGAGGCGCUCUCGUGGACAUUAUCAUCGGCAUCGCAAUGUUCAUCCUGCUGCGCAAGUCGCGGCGUGGUGAGAAGGAGACGGAUAUCCUUCUCAAUCGUCUGGUCAAGCAUAUCGUUGGCAGUGGAAUAGUCACAGCCGGGGUUGCAUUACUAGCGCUAGUACUUUAUAUUUAUAGCGUGUUCGCGGCUGCGGCGCUUGCGGACUGCCCAGCAUCCGUCGUGCUCACGGAACGGAAGGGUAUGACACUGACCACCUUCCAUGCACUUGAGGGCGACCUUUCCAUAUAUAUGGCGACCUCUCAGCUCUCCAACGGUGUUUACCUUCGCUCUACUAUCAACGCUAUACCCGCAACCAACCUUCAGGUCUUGUCGGCAUUCAGUUCGGAUAUCAUCCCGCUGGGUCAUACGCAGCCCGACAUCGCCACCCUGGUUGCUGCAUACAGUAAUUUCAUUGCUCAUGAGAUCGAUCCCAGCGAGUCCAAGACCCGCAUCUAUCUGCGUGGCAAGGCAGUCAUCAAUGGUACCUCCGGCAGCGUUGACACCCAGGUCACACUCAAGACUAUCCCUAACGAGCUCAUCCUGUGGCCGCAGGCUUGGGAGAAUGCUCCACAGAUCGGUCAAGCCACGUUGAGCGCGUCUAAGGAUGGCGAAGUUGUUGUGACCAACACUCCUAUCGUAUACAAUCCGACCCAGGGCCUUGGCCGCCAUGACACCUUGAUCGCUGAAGCGACGACUGGAGCAACGAAGGCGUCAGCGACCACACUGGUGCAGCAGGUCCACAACUGGCGCGAUCUGGUGAAGCUCGUCGGCGAGGACGCGACGCUGGCCACGUACAACGUGGUCUUCGCCGAUCCGUGCUCUACGAAUGUCAGCUUGACGACGAGGCUCAGGGUGUUUGAGAAUCAGGCUAGCUCCGUCAACAUGGCCUUUGGAAUUGAGGCCGUCGGGACUCCUGCCAGCGAUAUCGAUGUCUCUUUGGUUGGCUUCGGCGCCACGACUGGAUGCAAGCCAUUCACGUUUGGGCUGUCCCGUACCAACAUCCUUCCUUCCAAGUUGCUUACCACGUCCUCCAUUCUUCCAAAGGACUUUGACGGUACGGUGACGUUGAACGUGUUCAACGACAAGAAGCAGACGUUCAGAGACUACUCUUCCAUCUCGGUUAUUGCGUAUGCUGUUACGGCGGUGGGCGGCAAAGAGACGUACACUACGCUGGGUGCUGAGCACAUCGUCUUCCAUUCGGACACGCGCGUGAAGAAGCUGUUCAACGAUUUCGCUCGCGUUGUUAAGGCUCAUGGGACUGCUAAAAGGACCAAGACUGCGACCUGGAUACCGGACUUCUAUUUCCGACAACAUGUAAAUGAAGGAGAGGAGUUCCCGCGAGGGAACGGGGCUGACGACAACUCACCUGACAUUCAACCAUGGGGAAGGCUGCCUGACGCUAAUGUCCAGACCAACCUAGGACCAGCUAACUACAAAGUCGACCAGUCCAACAAGCGGCAAGAUGAACUGGUUGCUGAUGUCUCUAACUACAUAUACGUGCGUGGGACGACCACUGUCCCUGGUUCCGGCUCUGUACGGCUGUUCGCCGUACCUUCCUCAGUUAUCUUGCACCCUUCACUGUAUGCUACCGAAGCGCACGUGAUAUAUGACCACACCACUAGUGGAGGCCGUGAAGUUGCCAUACGGAAAUACAACACUCCCUCCGUCCAGUCACCUCACCCGAUUCUCUUUUCGGAGCCAUUCAACUACUCGGACCCGCCGGCACCUCCCACGGGCCAACACUACUGUCUCAUUGCAGAGUGCAAGCCCGAUGGCCUGAAUAAUCACGGCGUUCCGUAUAAGUGGCCCCACCACGAGAUCAAAGAGUUCUCUACAACCGCAGAAUAUGUCGCCGAGAUGGAUUCUAGUGAUGCUGAUGUCAGGUUGAAGAAGGUUACCAUCACUGAGCCUGACCAGACUGCCAGUGUGCACUUCUCCGGCAAAGGCCCUGGAUUCACCUGCCAGGUCGUCAUCCGCUGGUACGCAAAUGGGAAGAAGAUUCAUAAGGGCCAGCACAUCAGAGGAAAACUUUGCUAUGUGGCUUUGGCGACUUCACACUUGGGAAAUGAAUUGUUCAAGCUCCGCAACAUCGGGGAACCGAGUACCCCUAUUGUACGCACUGUCACUGCUGACUACCCGAACGUCGAAGUGCCCGGGAACGCCGAUGAAAGCAAGGACAACGGACCUCCCAGAAUUGGCGGUGCACACACCCGCCGUCUUCUCGGCGAGACUUACGCGGCUAAGGCGAUCCACGUCCAUUACGUUGUUGGCGACGACGCUAUCAAUGCUACACCCGCCACCGACCCCCGGGUUUUGGCCGCCUUAAGCCCCGACAUCAUUCCGAUGGGGCAGACACAGCCUGAGGCUAAAACUCUCAUCGCUGCAUAUGAUCAUUUCGUCUCACACGAGAUCGAUCCCGGCGAGUCGAAGACUCGCAUCUACUUACGCGGCAAAGCAAGCAUCAGGGGCCACGCCGGCCCGGUCAAGACUGAAAUCACCCUCAAGGCGUUCCCCAACGAGCUCAUUCCGUGGCCCCAGGCUUGGGCGAACGCGCCAGACAUUGCUCAGGCUACAUUGACAGCUUCUACGGACGGACAAGUCACCGUGACGGAGGUUCCGGCCGUCUACAACCCCACUAAAGGACUCGGAAGACACGACACACUUGUUGCAAUCGGCAGAAAGGAUCCGGUACGGCACGCCUCGAACUGGCGCGAUCUCGUCAAACAUGUAGGCCAGGACCCGGCGCUCGCGACAUACAAUGUCGCCUUCUCCGAUCCAUGCUCGACGGAUAUCAGCUUGACGACCAGGUUCAGGCUUCCCGAAAACCAGUACCACAACGUAGCUAUGGCUUUCGUAAUCGAGGCCGUUAGUACGCCCGUCAACGACAUCGACGUCUCUUUGUCCUGCUUCGGGGCCGCACCCAACUCCAAUCCGUUCUCAUUUGGCUGUCCUCGCAGGAACAUCCGGCCCUCUCAGCUGCUCAUCACUAAGGCUAGCGUGCCCAAGGACUUCGACGGUACUAUCACGCUCAACGUCUUGAACGACAAGAAACACACAUUCGGCGACUACUCCACCAUUUCCUUGGUCGCCUACGCAGUCACAAACGUGCAUGGCGAGGACAAGUAUACGAUUCUCGGCGCGGAGCAUAUUGUCUUUAACUCUGAUACACGCGUGAAAAAACUCCUAAACAAGUUCGAUACUGAGUACGAAGCUGUGCCUCCCGCCCCUGAAGCCCAAACUACGGCCAGUGCUGCGAGUAAUGCCGCACCCUAUGCCUUCUACUUCCGAGACGCGGUUAACACCGGGUGGCCACGUCCCGCAGUCUCCGCGAUGUCCCCUGACAUCCAGCCCAUGGGUACUACACCGGAUCCCAAUAUCCAAAGCGAUCUUGGACCACAGAAUUACAACGUGGACGUUUCCAGUCAAAAGGAAGUCGAAUUGGAAGAGAAUGAAUCCAAUUACAUCUAUGUGCGCGGUACUACUACCAGACCCACGGGCGGCUCUGCGCGACUGUUUGCAGUACCUGCCUCUAUCAUACUGCACCCUUCGCAGUACAGUCAGCACUCUGUCAUGGACUACAGGCCAGACGGCGAUCCUGUCCCCGCAAUUCGUCGUUUCAAGACCAAGUCCAAAGACUCUACGAACCCUGUUCUUUUCACGGAGCCGUUCAACUUUGCUAAUCCCCCUCCUCCCGCGGCAGGCGACCACUACUGUCUUGUUGCUGAGUACAGGCCCGACGGAUACGAUUGCAACGGCUUGGCAUACAAGUGGCCCAAUGAGGAAACCGGGGACUUUGGAACAUCUGGCGAGUGGACGGCCUGGCUCCAAUGCAACCCGUACGUUUGCCAGCGCAACAUCGGUUAUGUCAGCAAUCCGGAUGCCCCGUGUCAAGUCAUUCAUACCUGCUUCACGAUCCCGGGCUCGUUCUGCGCGUGUGACCUCUGGGUGUAUGAAGUCUAUGCGAUCAAUUGCCCCAUAGGUUCUUACAUCGAGGUGACCUCGACUGAUUCUGCCAUCGUCAUACAGAAGUUCACCAUACAGAAUGAGUGCCAGGUUCAGGGUGUUGUAUUCUCGAACAAAGGUCCCGGGUUUACAUGCCAAGUCACUAUCAGCUGGUUUGCGAAUGGCAAGUCGAUGCAAAACGGCCAGUGCAUCAAAGGUGUUCUCUCCUCCAUGAAAUUGACGACUUGCGUAUUGGGAGAUAGGCAUCGUCGCAAGAGGAAGCCUUGCGGCCCGUUCGUGCGCGCUGUUCAGGCUGACUACCCGAACAUAGAGGUUCCCGGGACAGCCGAUGCCUCUAAGGACACCGAGCCUCCCAAGAUCGGCGGAGUGCACAGACGCCGCGUUCUUGGAGAGACUUACAGUACUCCUGGCGGAAUCUACAGCAACUUCACUGUCGGAGACGACUCGUUGGGAUACUCGCUCGCGUAGAGACUGUGGCCGUCGUGUUCUAUGAUGCCAAUGUUCUGUAAGCCCUCCUCGAUCUCGUCGCUUCUGCUGUUGUAGUACCUGCUCUGCGACGUUGGUGAUCCAAUGUUCGUCUCGUUGUCGUCAGUACUAUUGUACAAUAUCUGUAAAAAUAGCUUGAGAGCAGUGGUUCCAAAUUGUUUCCGUUGCUAAAAUGUUUUGUGUACAAUCACGGGAAACAGGUUUACAUGAUUCGGCAAGAUCUGUAGACGU
Messenger RNA from Postia placenta MAD-698-R-SB12, 5022 nucleotides. RefSeq lists its product as hypothetical. The coding region runs from base 1 to 4773 and encodes 1590 amino acids. The transcript has 27 exons. The record is from RefSeq and is a predicted model, not a curated record. Lineage: Eukaryota; Fungi; Basidiomycota; Agaricomycetes; Polyporales; Adustoporiaceae.